This is a messenger RNA of Wallemia ichthyophaga EXF-994, 1830 nucleotides long. RefSeq lists its product as uncharacterized. Gene Ontology annotation, biological process: DNA-templated transcription; regulation of DNA-templated transcription. The transcript is spliced from 7 exons. Gene Ontology annotation, molecular function: DNA binding; DNA-binding transcription factor activity, RNA polymerase II-specific; zinc ion binding. Bases 1 to 1830 code for a protein of 609 amino acids. NCBI's taxonomy places the organism in Eukaryota, Fungi, Basidiomycota, Wallemiomycetes, Wallemiales, Wallemiaceae. Gene Ontology annotation, cellular component: nucleus. The record is from RefSeq and is a predicted model, not a curated record.
AUGGACCAUAACAAGAAGAGGAAGAGGCUUACCAAGGCCUGCGAUAAUUGCCAUAAAAACAAACGCCGCUGCGAUGGGUUCCUCCCGUGUUCAAAUUGCGACUUCUCAGGUAAACAAUGCUCUUAUUCAGAUAACAAUGGCCACUCUAUCCCGCCGCCCAAGUCCAGAUCAGAGAAAGAGCACGAGUCUCACCUCAAGAUAAAAACUGAGUACAACCUUUUCUCGAGUGAUCUGCACGGCGAGAACAGCAAGGCUGUACUCAAUGAUCCUCUCCUUAAGAAAGAGCUCGUCCUGCUCUUCCUCGAUCACAUGUACCCAUUCAACCUCAUCUUCCACAAGCCAAGCCUCCUCUAUGCCCUCGAGAAGGACAGACUAACCCCGAUGCUCCUCAACUCCAUCUUCGCCCUCUCUGCCAGGCUCAGCCCCCACCCCCGCUUCCAGCACAUCGAACCUUGGAAGACCGGCGUCGACUUUGCUGCCAUUGCCCGGCGUAUUCUCUUCGAUCCCGAUGAUUUGGGCGCUUGUGCCCUCGACGACAGCAAGCUGGAGGUUGUCCAAACAUCUUUACUUCUCGCUGCCCACGAUUUCGGCAUUGGUCUGUUUAACAGGGCAUACACUUAUCUAGGCAUCGCCAUCUCCCAGCUUAAAAUAUUGGGUCUUAAUCACGACGAUUUCGUCACCCCCGCCCCAGAAAAUACCCGCGAGAAGUGGAUCUCCAGGGAGGAACGCAGACGGACAGGCUGGUGCGUCAUUAUGUUAGACUCCGUCGCUGCCGCUAUCAACGGCCGCGCCAAGCCAUUCGAAGAGCAUGAUUUGAAGAUGUUCCUGCCCUCUGACGAUGUGGCAUUUGAGUUGGCAGUGGGCAAUGUCGGCAACAGAGAAUUCAUAAACACCCCUCCGUCAACAGACAACGCGACCACCGAAUUCGGCUAUCUGAUCAGGAUAGUGAAUGUGUUUUCCAAUGUAAUGGGAUACAUAUACUUUCACGAAAAGGAGCGUAUGGCAAAUGCGUCGCAGAGGAGCACAAACACAACCACUCAAUCACCCUACUCAAGUCAUUCAUGCAAGCAGGAUCUAGCACAGUGGUCGCAGUCACUACCCCCGCAUCUCGAACUAAGCAGUAUCAACCUGAACCUGGCCAUGAUGUCGAUGCAAGCUGGUGCAAAUUCGUCUGGCUGGUGCUACGCACUGAUGCAUGCCUUCGCAGAGUGCAGCGUCUUUUACUUGCACUCGACAGUCGAGCAGGGAGCAAGUGAAGAGAGCAUGCGAACCAGCGCCGACAGACAGAAUCAGAGUGUCGGGAACAUGCGCGCGGUAAUAGACGCACUGGGAAGAAGCGGACGCAAGAGUCCACUGCUCAUCUACUUUGUCUAUGUCGUAUCGAAAUGGCAGUUGCAUGUACAGGGUGCACUCGACGCUGUUGUCGCUGAUAUUUGGGAUGAAGAGCUGGCCGAGUUGUGGAGAAUGGACAAGACACUGCUCACUGGCGAUGGCAAUUCACCCCCUGUGCUUGAAGAAGAGGGCAGCGAGAAUGAGAAUGAGAGUGAGAGUGAUAAGGCACAUGACACUCAUAGCACUCACGCUCACACUAACACCCACACUAACACCAUGGAAACUAUCGCUAAACUCCUCGAAAACGCUAACCAACCCGCAGCCACACUCAACACCAGCGUCAAUCCAGUGGAUCUUAACCUUCUACCCUCUCGUAACCUCCUCUUGUCACCGUCUUUACCGGAUUUAUUCGCACCUUCAACCACCACAAGCACUCCGAGCGAUCAGCAGCAGCAGCACACGCAAGAAAACGCGGUAUUUGGUUUAGGAUUGAGCUAG